Messenger RNA from Marchantia polymorpha subsp. ruderalis, 1803 nucleotides. NCBI's taxonomy places the organism in Eukaryota, Viridiplantae, Streptophyta, Marchantiopsida, Marchantiales, Marchantiaceae. The record is from the annotation of a GenBank genome assembly.
UUUACCACUUGUAGCUGACAGUGAGCAGCUCAAAGCGACGACACAGUCGUCGCCCUGCGAGGUUUAUCUACUCUAUGGGGAGAUCAUACCUAAGAGGCUUGGCCAUGGGAAGUAUGGAUGAAAAUUUCUCUUUGUCUAUUCUACAUCCGCCCUUCAUCCCUAGAGCGCUGCAACAGAGGUCACUAUUGAUCGAAAAGGUUCAACUAGCUCCAGGUGUCUAUGCUUUCAUUCAAUGGGAAGCCGUCACCAGUUGGUUCCUCUCUGGGUGCUGCACUGCCUUUGCCAACUUCAGUUUUGCCCUUCAAAGUUUUCAAGAAAAAACGUAAUAAAAGUCACUGUCUGAUUAGGACAUUCGAGCACAGUCUAUACAUCGUUCGGCAAACUGGAGUGAGGAUUUUCGAAUUUGCCACCAAUCACUCACAGGGAAGAACUUGACGACAUCUCAUACUCGCAGCCAUGACGAGCUCGAGCGCGCUGGUUUCACUGAGCUUGCUGGCGGCUCUGGUGAUAUCGAGCGCCAAUGGAGCGUGUACCAGAUUCUUCACAGCAGAGGAUGCGCAGUCCGUAAACGUUCCCAGCAAUUUGGACCCGGAGCUCAUUCCUCCGCAGGGCAAUGUGCCCAUCGCUCAGCUUUUCGGACUGGGUGCUCAGCAUUACACCGCCAACGGCACGGCAUGGGUGCUGACGAGCGCCACCGCUGAGCUCUUCAAUUCGCGCUUCGAGAAUAUUGGCGUCCACUUCUACCUGCCGCACGCUGACCCCAAGGGUGGCCAGCCUUCCUGGAAGACACCGUGCCCUCGAAGUCUUGUCACCGCCAAGCGCGUCUUCACCGCGCCGGUUCAAAACAAUAACAUCCCCUGGGUACUGCUGGAGGCUACCAAUUCCCAAGGCUCCUGUGGGUUAUUUGGCGAUGUGACCUACGUUCAAAGGCUGUUCACAAAGAACGGUCUGCCUACUUCGACUGCGCCUACGGAUAUUAAUGCUACCUUUAGCUCGUCGUACACAUCGUUCUAUGUGUUCUACAAGCAGAUGUAGACGAAUGAGUGUCAUGAGUCGCCGGAGAGUGGGCGACUGAGGUCAUUAAGGCAUUCGAUGAGUGGAUUCAACAACAAAAGCACGACCUAGAAGCUGCAAAACUCGGGGCUCUACCCAGAGAGGUGCUGAAGAAGCUGGUGGCGAGAGCAGUGGCCGCUGCCAUGUACAAAGUGUAGCUGAAGGUUUGUCUACGUCUCUGGGAGAGAUGGUGGUGGAGAAGACAGAGGGUUGGGGUUUCCAGACAGCAGGAGAAGCAGCAUGGAUUGCAGUGAAAAGUUGGGCUUGUCAGCAAGUGGUCACGGCGGGUGAAUUGAAAACGGAGAAUUCUGGGGCGAGUGAUGAUCAUCUUCGUCUGCUUUCUUUCGUCUGUAUAUGGAGCAUUGAUAGCUCACGCUGUACAUAAGGAAGUUUUCGGUCAGACCCACUUAAGUUUAAACCGGGCAUCUUGCUAGGCUCCAGCGCUUUUUUUCACUUUAUCCAGUUUCAAAAUUGCAAUAGUUUUUCCAUGAAUUCGAACAGAUCUUACAAAAUAUUAUUGAUUACAGGAUACUUCUUGAAUAUGUCCGGCUCAUGUCGUUACGUAAUGGGUAUCUUUACUGUAUAUAAUUGCAGAGUAAUUGAUUUCAGAUUGGAUAGAAGGAAGAAUACGGUCAGAACUAAAUUGUCAACAUGGGAUCUGACUCUGAAUUUGUCAUCUUUCAAAAGCUCCGUUGUAAUAUCAAACCAAGUGAAGUGCCAGCACGUUCUGCCACAUAUUCCCAUCUCUGG